This is a messenger RNA of Vespula pensylvanica (western yellowjacket), 1616 nucleotides long. Its product is annotated as carbohydrate sulfotransferase 11-like. The transcript has 8 exons. Lineage: Eukaryota; Metazoa; Arthropoda; Insecta; Hymenoptera; Vespidae. Bases 428 to 1474 code for a protein of 348 amino acids. Gene Ontology annotation, cellular component: membrane. Gene Ontology annotation, molecular function: sulfotransferase activity. The record is from RefSeq and is a predicted model, not a curated record. Gene Ontology annotation, biological process: carbohydrate biosynthetic process.
UCUAUUCCUACAUAACAAUUUCGUUUCUACGUGCGAUGUGUGAAUAUACGUAUGUGUAUGUGUGAAAAAGAAAGAAAGAGAGAGAGAGGAAGAAAACAAAGAUCAUACAAAAAGAUGAUUCCUGUAAAUACGAAGAAGUUAUUAAGAAGAAGUUGCAUAGAAAAACUAAGGGCGCAAAGUAAGAUAUAUGCAGCACUGUGUAAAGUUAGCACGAAACCGGUCAGUCAGUAUCGUACCUGGUGUAAGGUGACAGUUCUUUGAAGAAAAUUUGCAUUGUCUAUAGUCUUAAAUUCAAUCGUGAUUCCUACAAAAUUAUUAAAAAAUGAAGAAGAUUAAAUUAAGGAGAUUUAAUAUGUACAAUUGUUCUGUAUAGCUAUAUCUGAUUAAUUAAAAAGUAAAAUCGGCACGACUAGGGACGAAGCGAGUCAUGCAUCGAUCGCGAAGACGUCUUAUUAAUCAACUAAUUAAAAUUACCAUUGUGUGCGGUUUGAUCUUGAUAUUAUUUAAAUUGAACGCCACAAUUAAAAGGAAUGAAGCCGAGUCGGUAUUAAGUUCAUCAGAUUUAUUGGAUCAAGCAGAAAAAAUUAAUAAUGAAAGAUUGUUGACCGUUGAUAAAGUAUGUAAAAAAUACAGACUAGGUAUUUACAGGGAUUCGAGCAAAGUUUCUUUUAAACAUCCACCUGCACCUCAAUACAGCGUUUUCUAUAUCGUUAGAGCUCAUAACAUAUCAUACUGUCCAUUAUAUAAAGCCAGCAGUACAACUUGGUUAUAUAAUUUAUGUCUGUUAAUGAAUAUAUCGGAAAAAGAAUUAAACAAUGGUAAAGAACAAUUAUCGACUAUUGCUAGGAGAGUCAUAGCCGAAUUAGAAUAUCCUGAAGCUGACGAGGCAUUGAGAAGUACAAAAAAAUUAUUAGUGAUAAGGCAUCCAUUUGAAAGAUUGUUAAGUGCAUAUCGAGAUAAACUGGAAAAUUCUGUGGCCGGUCGUGAGCAUGGAACUCUUCAUUUUUAUCAAAAAUAUGGAGCCAUGAUCGUUCGAAAGUAUCAUAAGAACUUCGUAAAACCUCAAGACGAUCAAGUGAUCGUAAGAAAAAAUGUUCCACCAGCAGCAGGAAUCGAGCCAACGUGGCGAGAAUUCGUUGAGUACUUGAUCAACACAAAUUUAGCUAACUAUAGUGACGAUCAUUGGAUUCCUUAUUAUCUCUAUUGUACACCGUGUCUCGUUAAAUACGACAUCAUCGCCAAGGUGGAAACUUUAUCGCGAGAUCAAAUUUACGCGUUGAACAAACUAGGAUUAGACAAAAGGAUCAAACCAACUUGGAAACACGGUAGUGGUUAUACGAACGCAUCUAGCAUCUAUUUCAAACAAUUGAGUCGAAAGAUGGUAGAAAGACUUUACGAAAAGUAUAGAUUGGAUUUUGAACUUUUUGAUUAUUCAGCCGAAGAUUAUUAUCGAUACGCCGUAGCUCUUAAUUGAAUGAAAAAAAAAAAGAAAGAAAGAAAGAAAACGAAAAAACAAAAGAUCAUACCUUGAUAUCCUGAAGUAACCAUACUCACAUAUUGAGUGUGUUUUUGCAAAAAAGAAGCCACUACCAUAUGUGUAUAUCGAUCUUCCUCUU